Messenger RNA from Adineta ricciae, 261 nucleotides. The record is from the annotation of a GenBank genome assembly. NCBI's taxonomy places the organism in Eukaryota, Metazoa, Rotifera, Eurotatoria, Adinetida, Adinetidae.
AUGCAACAACAACAUCUACUUCACCUCCAACUACAGCUGCUCCAACAACAGUGGGACCAACUACGUCAGGAUCGACAACUAAAUCGACAGUUGCUGUUAUGUAUCCAAAAGAUUUGUUAUGCUGUGGUAUUGUACGCUGCAUUUGUCAAAUUCGCCAAUACGUUUAAUCCAAUGAACAUCAAUGCCAAACAAAGACACAAACUUCGAUUGCAACGCAUUUUAGAACCUAGAGAAGCUUUUGAAUUACUUCGUCACCAUUGA